Molecule: messenger RNA, 757 nt
Organism: Calypte anna (Anna's hummingbird)
Lineage: Eukaryota; Metazoa; Chordata; Aves; Apodiformes; Trochilidae
Gene: RAMP3
Product: receptor activity modifying protein 3
Exons: 4
Coding region: 143-613 (156 amino acids)
Biological process (GO): calcium ion transport; receptor internalization; protein localization to plasma membrane
Cellular component (GO): signaling receptor complex; cell surface; membrane
Molecular function (GO): coreceptor activity
Source: RefSeq, a predicted model, not a curated record
ACCGCCGCCGCCCGGGCUAGAUGCCGAGGUAUGAAGAGGAACCUCCCCGGCGCGGGGGCUGAGGCGGGUUCGCGCCCGAGAGCUGCGCGGGUGCGGUCCGGCUGCCACAUGCGGGCUCCGUCCUCUGCGGCCCCUCGCCGGGAUGGAGGUGCCCUGCUGCCGCCGGCGGCAGCUUCCGGUCGUGCUGCUGUGGGUUAACGGUCUAAUGAUGCUUGGAUUCACAGGUGCACAUCAGCAGCCUAAUCUCUGCAAUGAAUCCCUUAUGUUAGAAAAGCUGCCUGCCUGUGGAAAAUCCUUUGAAGAGAUGAUGAAGAAAGUGGACUCAGAAAAAUGGUGCAACCUGACAGAAUUUAUCACGUAUUACGACAACUUCACCCAGUGCACAGAACGUGAAGCCAACAAUGCAAGUUGCUUUUGGCCAAACCCCCUCACAGAGGGCUUUAUCACUGGAAUUCAUAAACAGUUCUUUUCAAACUGUACUUCAGAAAAGGUUCACUGGGAAGAUCCACCAGAUGAAAUUCUCGUAACUCUGAUCUUGAUCCCAGUUAUGUUGACAUGUGCCAUGAUAACAUUAGUAGUGUGGUGCAGCAAGAGAAGUGAUACCCUGGUUUAAGUUGUUCUUCUGGGCCCUCUUUUUCUCAAUUUCCUUCUUCCUAAAACACUUAGAAAGGAAGAUAAAGAGAAAAACUCAAAGAUUUCAGAUUGGAUGAAAUGGAGUAUGUGAGAUGCUGAGAGCCAGUUCUCCUGUGAAUGCAGA